Sceloporus undulatus (fence lizard) is the source of this 990-nucleotide messenger RNA. RefSeq names its product olfactory receptor 6B1-like. Gene Ontology annotation, molecular function: G protein-coupled receptor activity; olfactory receptor activity. The transcript has a single exon. Gene Ontology annotation, cellular component: membrane. The record is from RefSeq and is a predicted model, not a curated record. The coding region runs from base 1 to 990 and encodes 329 amino acids. NCBI's taxonomy places the organism in Eukaryota, Metazoa, Chordata, Lepidosauria, Squamata, Phrynosomatidae. Gene Ontology annotation, biological process: G protein-coupled receptor signaling pathway.
AUGAAAAAAAUGAAGAUGAAAAAUGAAACAGUUACUACAGAAUUUAUUCUUCUUGGCUUUGGGGAUCUCCAAGAACUACGGUUUCUUCUCUUUGUGGUGUUUCUAACCAUCUACAUCAUGACUAUCACUGGAAAUCUACUCAUGGUAAUACUAGUAGUGACUGAUCAUUAUCUACACACACCCAUGUAUUUCUUCCUUGGAAAUCUGUCUUGCUUAGAGAUCUGCUACAGCACAACCAUCCUUCCAAGACUGUUGGCCAGUUUUAUAACAGAUAACAAGCAUGUUCCUUUCAAUUACUGCAUAAUCCAGUUAUGGAGUUUUUGCAUAUUUAAAACAGCAGAAUGCUAUCUCUUGGCAGCAAUGUCUUAUGAUCGCUUCCUGGCCGUAUGUAAACCUCUGCAUUAUCCCACACUUAUGAAUACCAAGGUUUCCUUCCAACUUAUUGCUGGCUCUUGGAUUUGUAGUUCUGUGGUAGACAUGAUAUUGGUCAUUUUUAUAUUGCAAUUAAACUUCUGUGGCCACAAUGUUAUUGACCAUUACUUUUGUGAUUUCAUUCCAAUCAUAAACUUGGGGUGUAAUGAUACUUAUCACGUGAAACUUAUAUUAGCUGUUUUGGCUUCCAUUAGCACCAUCCCACAACUGACAUUAACCAUAACAUCAUAUGGAUACAUCAUUGCAGCCAUACUUAGAAUCCCAUCUGUUAUAGGGAGGAAAAAAGCUUUUUCUACUUGCUCUUCCCACCUCAUAGUUGUAACAAUGUUCUAUGGAGCCAUAAUCACUGUAUACACUAUGCCAGACACUGAUGGAUUGAGGAAGGUGAAAAAGAUCUUUGCUAUUUUUUAUACCAUCCUAACACCUCUGCUCAACCCUCUUAUAUAUAGCCUAAGGAAUAAUGAGGUGAAGGGAGCCCUGAGGAGAACAGCCAGUAAAUGUACCAUAUGUAUGAAAGUUCAUCAAACUCCUUUUGUCAAACCACAUGAUGGAACUUAA